Molecule: messenger RNA, 2045 nt
Organism: Serinus canaria (Common canary)
Lineage: Eukaryota; Metazoa; Chordata; Aves; Passeriformes; Fringillidae
Gene: F2
Product: coagulation factor II, thrombin
Exons: 14
Coding region: 69-1895 (608 amino acids)
Biological process (GO): blood coagulation; proteolysis; positive regulation of blood coagulation
Cellular component (GO): extracellular region
Molecular function (GO): calcium ion binding; serine-type endopeptidase activity
Source: RefSeq, a predicted model, not a curated record
CCCAGCAGGGCUGUGACUCUGCUUAUUCUCCUUCCUUUGCAAUUCCCCUGCAGCCAGGGCUGUACAGCAUGGCGCAGACCAAAACCAUCAUACUGAGGGGCCUGCUCUUCUCCAGCCUUCUGCACCUCACCUUGAGCCAUGCUGGAGUUUUCCUGGAAAAGGGGCAGGCAUUGUCACUGCUCAAGCGCCACCGACGUGCCAACAAGGGAUUUCUAGAAGAGAUGCUCAAGGGAAACCUGGAGCGAGAGUGCCUGGAGGAGAUCUGCAGUUAUGAGGAGGCUUUUGAAGCCCUUGAAUCCACUGAUCAGACGGAUAUAUUUUGGUCAAAAUACCAAGUAUGUCAGGGCCUGGGAAAGUCCAGGACAAUUCUGGAUGCUUGUCUAGAAGGUAACUGCGCUCUUGGGCUGGGCCAGAACUAUCGGGGAACAAUUAGCCAAACCAAGUCUGGGAUUGAAUGUCAAGUGUGGACAAGCAAAUAUCCACAUAUUCCUAAAUUUAAUGCCACCAUUUAUCCCAACCUCAUUGAGAACUACUGCAGGAACCCAGACAACAACUCAGAAGGCCCCUGGUGCUACACCCGCGACCCAACGAUAGAACGGGAGGCGUGUCCCAUCCCUGUGUGUGGUGAAGAUAGAACAACAGUUCCAUUCACUCCACGGACCAUGGAACCUGCACCAAUGGAGCCUUGUGAACCAGAGAAAGGCAUGCUUUACACAGGGACUCUCUCAGUCACUGUGUCUGGAGCUAAGUGUCUGCCAUGGAACUCUGAGAAAGCCAAAGAGGUGCUCCAUGGAAAACAAAUUGACCCAGAAGUGGAGCUACAGGAGAAUUACUGUCGGAAUCCAGACAGAGAUGACGAGGGUGCCUGGUGUGUCACAGAUGAAUCACCCUACUUUGACUACUGUGAUCUGCACUACUGCGACAGCUCGCUAGAGGAUGAGAACCAAGAGUCUGAGGGAAUAUCAGGACGCUCUACACUUCCUAAAGAGUUCAAACCCUUCUUUGAUGAAAAAACUUUUGGUUCAGGUGAAGCAGAUUGUGGCACUCGUCCUUUAUUUGAGAAGAAAAAGAUAACAGACAAAAGUGAGAGGGAGCUGUUGGAUUCCUACACAGGAAGAAUUGUCAGUGGGGAUGAUGCAGAAGUUGGCAGCGCCCCCUGGCAGGUGAUGCUCUACAAAAAGUCUCCUCAGGAGCUGCUGUGUGGUGCCAGCCUCAUCAGUGACAGCUGGAUCCUGACUGCUGCUCAUUGUCUUUUUUAUCCACCCUGGGACAAGAACUUAAGUACAAGUGACAUAUUGGUGCGGAUUGGCAAGCACGUAAGAGCAAAAUAUGAAAAGAAUAAAGAGAAGAUUGCUCUAUUGGAUAAAAUCAUCAUCCAUCCCAAGUACAACUGGAAAGAGAACAUGGACCGAGAUAUUGCACUCAUGCACUUAAAGAGACCCAUCAGCUUCAGUGACUAUAUCCAUCCUGUCUGCCUGCCUACCAAAGAGGUUGUGCAGAGGCUGAUGCUGGCAGGUUACAAAGGGAGGGUAACUGGUUGGGGAAACUUGAAAGAAACAUGGGCCACUAGCCCCUCCAACCUGCCCACGGUUCUGCAACAAGUCAAUGUACCCAUUGUAGAUCAAAGUACCUGCAAGGCAUCCACCAAAGUUAAAGUCACUGACAACAUGUUUUGUGCAGGUUACAGUCCUGAUGCGCUUAAGAGAGGAGAUGCCUGUGAAGGGGACAGUGGGGGACCUUUUGUAAUGAAGAACCCAGAUGACAACCGCUGGUAUCAAGUGGGAAUAGUUUCAUGGGGAGAAGGCUGUGACCGAGAUGGCAAAUAUGGAUUUUACACCCAUGUAUUCCGCCUGAAAAAGUGGAUACGAAAAGUCAUCGAAAAUCAAGGGCGAUAGACGAAGCAUUUACCUUUCCUGGUCUCAGUUUUGCUACAAUGCUCCACUUUAAAACAUAAGCAUAGAAGAUACUGAAGUAAAACAAGUUAUAUCCUUACAACUUGACAAAAGGAAGAUCUUAUCCUUUGAAAAUAAAAGCUCUGAAACCCA